Desarmillaria tabescens is the source of this 1848-nucleotide messenger RNA. Its product is annotated as solute symporter family transporter. The transcript has 16 exons. Gene Ontology annotation, cellular component: plasma membrane. The coding region runs from base 1 to 1848 and encodes 615 amino acids. The record is from RefSeq and is a predicted model, not a curated record. Gene Ontology annotation, molecular function: urea transmembrane transporter activity. Gene Ontology annotation, biological process: urea transmembrane transport. Lineage: Eukaryota; Fungi; Basidiomycota; Agaricomycetes; Agaricales; Physalacriaceae.
AUGAACUCUGCUUCUGUUAUGGACGCGUCUGCGCCUGUUCUCUCUCCUGGUGUAGGGUAUGCAACUGUCUUGGGUAUGGGUAUGGGCUUUGCGGGGCUGAUGCUGCUCAUCACCAAAUUAACUGAUCGUUAUACUGAGCACCAUGCUGGUGGAUCGUUGGAAGAAUUCAUUUCGGCAAGCCGCUCGUUGAAGCCAGGUCUCAUCGCUUCAGGGAUUGUUUCUGCAGCAACGUGGGCUGCUACACUCCUGCAAUCAUCCACGUGGUAUGCGGCUGGUUCGUCAACGCAGAUUAUGGCAUUCGCCCAGAAUGCUAUUCAGUUGAAAAGAAACGUGCCUGGAGCUCAUACCUUUCUUGAAGUAAUUGCUGUGCGAUGGGGGGACGCCCGCACAUUUCAGUUUUAUGUUUUUUUUGGAUUAGGAACCAACAUUAUUCUAAUGGCGCAAUUCAUUACUGGUGGAAGUAAUACCGUCAACACACUCACGAGUAUGAAUACGAUCGCUGCAUGUUUUCUUAUACCUGUAGGCGUCGUAGUCUAUACAUUAGUCAGUGGUCUUCGAGCUACUUUCUUCUCGGACCACCUGCACACCACUCUGAUCUUCGCAAUCAUACUGGCCUUCGGAUUUUCAGCCUUCGCUACGAAUGAGUACUUGGGUCCCCUUCGAAAGUAUGGUAUGGUCUUCGGCAUUGUCGUAAUGGUUUUUGGAUUUGGUAUAACUGUUUACCUGGAUCAGACCUAUUGGCAACGAGCUGUAGCUAGCAAGGGGAGCACUUUCGUCGAGGGUUAUAUCUUGGGAAGCUUUUCCUUUCUCCCUGUUCCCUACGUAUUCGCUACUGCAGCGGGUCUUGCCAUCGUAGCCCUUUCUGCCGAUUCCACGUCGCCAUACGCUCCAUUAAGUGCCGCACAAUAUAGUCUGGCAGCACCAGCUGCUGCUACAGCACUGUUAGGGAGAUCUGGUGCCAUCUUGCCGCUGAUUGUUCUCUUUUUAGCCGUGACUUCAGCAGCAUCAGCUGAACUCGUCGCAGUUUCGGCUAUCAUUACUUAUGAUAUCUACAAGCGUUGUAUCCACCCCGCCGCCACUGACAAGCAGAUCCUCUGGGUAUCUCAUGUCGGUGUCGUUGGUUUCGGUAUUUUCAUGGGUAUACUGGGGGUCAUUUUCUAUGAAAUUGGCAUCUCUCUUUCAUGGCUAUGUGAGUAUUCCAGACAUUAUACUCUACAAUUACUCAUUAUCUUUACUUUUCAGACGGAUUCACGGGCGUUUUUGCCUUUUCUAGCGCGCCACGCCAAUAGAUGGGGUUGCCUUGCUGGUUUGUGGAUUGGUUUCUCAUGUGGUAUUGCUGCGUGGUUGGCCACCGCUGCAGGUUAUGAGGACGUAAUCGAUGUUACAACCACUGGGGGAACCUACGAGCAACUGGCCGAAAACGCAGGGUCUUUCUUCAUGGCUGCAAUCAUUUCAAGCAUCGUUUCACAUGUGUGGCCCGAGAACUUCGACUUUGAUAUUACCCGAAGGAUGAACACUUUUCAGCCGGAGGACACCGACGCCGAAGGCCACGUUGAUGCGGUAGAAACAGACUCUGCGCACGAGACGAGAAUCGAUACCAAUGUCAGCGAGGUCGACAUGGAGAAGGGUGUACAUGUCCACAACGAUGCUUCCGAUGAUGAUAUGUACAAAGACUUUAUUUUCUCAAAGGCCAGCUUCACAUGGUGGAUUGUUCUUGCGUUCUUAUGGACAUUCGUAGCGUCCUUCAUUGUCAUUAUCUACCCUAUUUGGGAGUCUCGACAUGCGUUAUGGGAGAUAAUGCGAGGCAUGAUGACAGAUAUGUCUGGCAAACGCAAAGGUAUCAGAUGA